Molecule: messenger RNA, 5398 nt
Organism: Cotesia glomerata
Lineage: Eukaryota; Metazoa; Arthropoda; Insecta; Hymenoptera; Braconidae
Gene: tay
Product: autism susceptibility gene 2 protein-like
Exons: 17
Coding region: 1439-5221 (1260 amino acids)
Source: RefSeq, a predicted model, not a curated record
CAUAUGCGGAUAUUUAUGUGUACAUCUACUUACUUAAAUUUUAUUGUAACAAUAUAUAUAGAUAUAUAGAUAUAAAGAGUGUGUGUGUAAUUAUUACGACAUUGUGAUAUAGAUAGUUAGAGAUAAAAGUGUCGAUUUGGACAGUUGCAUUUGGGCCAUAGUGUUGUCGCGAGACGGAGCUUACGGACAGGCCCCGUGUCGUGGAUAAAACGCCAGUCGGAGUUUUUAACAGCGGGGGUUUUCUAGUUGUGCGGGGACAGGUCGCGGCCAUUUUUACCACACGAUGCGGCAACCGUGCGUGCCCGUUCGGUCCGCCAUUCCAAACAAUCGGUGUACGUGCCUUCUUCGGGUACAUUUUGAUCGGAACGCGUACAACCGAUAGGGCCCGGCCCUGUCCUAACAUCACGCUCCUAUCUAUCUGUUGUGAUAAUGGUUGUUUAUUGUUUUAUGUUUAAGUGUUUUGGUUGUCGUUGGUGGGUUUAACAGUUUUUAUUUUUUUUUUUUUUUUCAUUGGGCAAGUCAAGCGCACUGUGGCAUGCAGAAUUUAAUCUAGGUAAUAUAUAUAUCUGGUGAAUCAGUGGGAGUUUAAUAGAUGUAUGUAUUCAGAGAGUAAAAUAUCAGUUGUGUUGAGAAGUUGAAGUUGAGGUUGGCUUUAAAAUGAUAGUAAGUCAGUAUUUGUUGUGAGCGAGUCACAGUAGCUGAAAAAAUGAAAUAUUAAUUAAUCUAUGGUCAUAUGUUUAAAUAUUUUAGUGAUGGUGAUAUUUAUUAUGUUUUAAUGAUAAUAAUAUAUUUAUGAAUUGAUAAAUAAUUAUUUUAUUGAGGAUGUGGUGUAGUUAUUGGCAAGUGGUAACGGGUGUUUUAUUGUAAUAAUAAUCGCAAUAAUACAUUUGGAGCAAUGAUGAGUCUUUGGAAAAGCUAAAAUAUAAGCGGAGAGUUUGAGCGACGGAGCAGUGAUCCCAUUGUCUACAACAUACACAACUUGCCGAUCGAUGUACUCACCGUGGAUGUCCUGUGUGAGAAAUUCGGAUACGCGAGAAUUUGUUGGAGCAGUAACAGCACCAGUAGCAACAGUAAAAGCUAAUAUCACAACGAGAAGAAAAAUAAGUCAAGGAUAAGGAUACAGAUACAAUAAAAAGGAAACGAGGCUUAACGUCUUCCUUGCGGUUAUUUAUUUAUACAAUAAAUAUAGAAAGUGAACAAGUGCAGACGUUAAAAAAAAUAAUUCAAAGCUAAGUAUAAACGUAUAAUUACUUUUAACAAAGACAAUAAUAAUGCCCGAGUGUACAAGAUGUGUUAGCGGUUGUUGGUGUUUCUACUACCGUCGGUGAUUGACUUGUGAAAACGACGGGGGUGUACUCUAGGAGCUGGAUCGCCCUGUUGGCGCCGGCUCCUUGUGGGUCCCCGACGCGUUACUUCUCUCGGGGUGGUGAAACUCGACAUGGAGAUCGAGGUUAAGCAAAGAAAUCAGCGUAAUAGACGUCGCGAACGUGCUCAGAGGAUCCUGGCACAACGUGAGAGUCUUGCUAGUGCUAAGCAACAACAACAACAGACUGCGAGGCAUCGACCUGACGAGGAAGACAGUCACAGUGGUGAAGACGAAGACACUGGCGGCCUUGGUCUUGAGAUAUCUAGAGGAAAUCGUCCUCGUGAUAAUCAUCAACGACCGCCACGGCCACCUAGGCCACCCAGGCCUAGAAAAAAGUCAUCCCUAGCUGGAGCCAACGCGAAGGAGCCACCCUUUGAGGAGGAUAUUAUCGACGGAUUUGCUAUACUAGCUUUCCGUACUUACGAGGACCUCGAGAGUGCAAUAAAGUUAGCUGGUAAAAAUAAUGUGAAGAAACUUCACUCGCUGCUGUCGAUAGUUGAGGAAAAACCAAAGGUGGAUACCGGUCAGAAUAAUCGGCACAACGAUCAUCACAUAAAAAAUCAUUUUAAACACAAUCAUUAUACGAAUAAUUCCAUACUGACACCUUCUACGCUCAACCAGGGCCUCGAUGCAGGUACGAGUGACGAUAGCGGACGAGCGUCGGAACAAUUGCAUGGCCCUGGUAUACCAAGGGACUGCCAGGACGCUGACAGUUCCAGGGACCAUCUCAGCGAUGCUAGCAGCCAUUGCAGUUCGGGUAAAGGCUAUAUCUGUGAUAGUGAAGGAGAAGACGAUAAGGGCUCGGAUGCAGAAUCGAUACUCUUUGAAUCUUCGACCCCACCUCUCCCGCGUAAAUACGAGUUGCCAUCUUCAUCGCCGCACGUAUUGCCGCCGGCAAACGGCGCUGGGGGUUCACCUCCAGACACCGGUGGACAAAUUUCUAAUCCCGCGACGGAUGCUCCGGCACCCAUACCACCCCCUGUGCCUGCCUCAGCACCAGUGCCAACGGCGCCGAGUCCACCCAGUCCAACGUUGCCCCCACACAUAUCCCAAUCACCCAUGACUAGUCCUUUGGCAGCGAAUCCUCGUGCAAUAGCUCCGCAGCAGCGGCCAGCAUCCCCAGCUCUUCCGCCGCCUUCAUUACCACAACAGCCUCAUACACCGAUACCACCAGCGUUACAUCCACCAAAUGUACCAUUUGUCCCGUCGAGUCAUACGACAACAAGUCCAGCGGUUGCGAGUCUCGGCGUGACACCAGCAGCACCAUCAAAUGGUGCUGCUACCAGUACCAGUUAUCCACCACCUCUGCCAAUGGCUGUGUACCCUCAACCGCCACCCUCUCAUCCACCUCUUUACACUCCUUAUGCCACGCUUAAUCAUAGUCCAUAUCUACCACCAGCAGUAUCGUCGCCCUCGCAUUCAGCAUCAUCGAGAACUGAUGUGAGAGCUAGUCGAGCAUCACCGUGUACCAACAUUACCAAACAAACUAUUGGAAGUACCACUGUUAAUCACAAUAGCACAACUCCUCUCAGCGCAGCAACCACCACUUGUGUAUCUACAAUAACAAAUACAGUUACCACCGCGAAUACAAUUGCUCACAGAGACGUUGUAGCAUGCAGCCUUGCCGGGAGGAAUAAUAAUAAUUCACCGCGAGGUCACAGUCCUAAUCGUGAACGCGAUAGUUACAGCAGUAACGUGAGUACGUUGAGUCGAAGCAGUAUAACGCCUGUAAGUGUGCCAAACACCUCCUCCCCAGCCAAUUCUAGUCUACCCGCUUACUCUAAGGCUCAAGGAUGGAUCAGCAGCAACACGACAUCCCAAUUGUCACCGGCAACAGCAACAUCUGUACCAAGGCCAACACCACCACCGCCUCAGGCAACACUAGGAAUGCACAGUUUUCCACCACCGAUGUUUACUGCGCCGCUUCCGCCACCCGUGUCCAGUGCGAGUCCUCAUCCUUCGCUACCUACGUUACCUCCUCCGACCACUAAUCCAAUUCCGUUCUCUGCCGAGUCGCUCUUCCAAUCAAGGGUGAGCCAUGUUACAGGUCAGACUGAUUUAUUAAGAAGAGAAUUAGACAACAGAUUUUUAGCAUCACAGGAUCGAAAUGUUCCUGCGGCUGUUACUAAUCUCGGACCACCACCUUAUCUUAGGACUGAAAUGCAUCAUCAUCAACAUCAACACACACACGUCCAUCAACAUACAACACCAUUAUUACCACCACCUGCGACAACUUCAUUAUUUCCACCGCCAAUUUUUAAGGACAUUCCAAAGUUAGGUGGCGUUGAUUCGCCAUUUUUUCGUGGAAACCUCAACUUAUCGAGUUAUUCAAGCUUUAACGCUGGUCUUCUGCAUCCGGGCAUGGCACCACCUACAACGCCAUUCGUUCCGCCAAAUCAUAUGAGUUCAUUUGCACCAAAAAAGACUGGAAAGUGGAACGCAAUGCAUGUACGAAUAGCGUGGGAAAUAUAUCACCACCAACAAAAACAACAAGCAGAAGCAAAAGCUGGUACUGUUGUCAAUACUAAAACAGAAUUACUCAGGCCUCCUGGUCAUUUGUAUCCAGGAGGUCCAGGUAGCGGGCUUGGGUUAGGAGCACCACCUAUGGCUCCGCCAUUCCCUACAAAUAUGCCACCAACUCACCCCGGGGCACCACCACCUCCUCAUCCUGUAGGGUUCCUAACAACUCAAGGUUCACAUUUAGGUAUGCUUAAAGGACCAGGUAUGUCACCUUUUGGAAGAUAUCCAGCAUCAUUUGGUGCGCCUAAUCCAAACUUUCCAACAUUAUCGGGAUAUCCACCAACUCGAGAAAUGUCUCAGUUAAGUGGGCUCACCUCAGCAGUUCAUGAUCCUUGGAGAGGGUUGCAACGAACAGCGACUGGUUUUCCCCCGACAACAGCCGGUUGGAGUUUGAAACCCGAGCCACCUGCAAUAGAUAGACGAGCUGAGUUGGAGGAACAACAACAGCGAGAACGUGAGCGCGAAAGGGAACGCGAGCGUGAACGUGAACGUGAAAGGGAACGCGAACGACAGAGACGUGAGAGAGAGCGCGAAGAACAGCGUGAGAGGGAACGACGUGAGCGUGAAAAAGAGGAAAAGAGAAAACAGCAAGAAGCUGCUGAACGUGAGCGUGAAAGAAGAGAGAAAGAACGCCGUGAAAUGGAGAGAAGAGAAAUGGAACGCGAGAGGAUAAUGCAUCAAAAUCGUCAGCAUGCAGUGAUGACUAGUCGAGAUCGUUCACCCUUGAGAAACGGCACCUCAAUGCCUAUGGAUCCAAGUGAGGUGCGCGUCAAAGAAGAACCAAGAAGCAAAGAUGACGAUGUUGUUAUGCUUUCUCGUGGGCCACCCCCCGGGCCAGGGCCCGGACAGGGACCAAGUCCAAUACCUGAUCCUAGGUAUCAUCAUUCCCAUCCUCACGCUUAUCUUGCGCGACAUCCCCACAGCUUACCGCCUAAUCAUCACGCAAUGUCAAGGAGUAUGAUGCCGCUAGGUGGUCAUCAUAUGCAACAUUUUCCUCCACCCUCGGGACCAGGAGGGCAACCUGGUGGACCAUGGGGCGCUGAUCCAUUCCGGGAUCCCUAUCGGUAUGACCCUCUUCAGCAGUUGAGAUAUAAUCCGUUGAUGGCAGCGGCAUUCAGAGCUGAAGAAGAAGAACGUGCUAAACUAUAUGCGAAUUACAGUCAAGCCUCUGUUAACGCUUUGAGAAGUAAAGAUCCCAGUCCUGGACCACUGAGUAAUCUUCAUAUGCAUCACAGAGCUGGACCUGGACCAGGUGUACCAGGCAGACCAAUGGAACCUUCACUUAUGCAUGGUGGUGACAUUCAUAAGAAAGAGGAUACCUCACAAUCACGAUGAUACAUCACUUGCGUAUCAUCGUCGUCGCUAGUGAAUAAACAAUAAUAAUAACAAUAAUGAAGCAAUGCAUUUGACGUGCGGUGACUUUUUCGUGAAUGUUUAUAGACGUCAAAAAAUUUUUUGAGGAUGCUUAUUCGAUAUUUUUCAAGCGAAAUGUAUCCUCUGAUAUUAUUAUUA